CCGCGCGGGCCCCGCGUGCGCGGCGCGUGAGCCGCUGCCGCGCGAGCCGGCGCUGCGCUCGGUGCUGCGGCACGUGCGGCUGGAGAACCUGGCGGCGGGAAUGAGCGGCGGCGUGCUGGCCACCCUGGCGCUGCACCCGCUGGACCUCGUCAAGAUCCGCUUCGCAGUAAGCGAUGGGUUGGAGCUGAGGCCAAAGUACAAUGGAAUUCUUCACUGUAUGAGCACAGUCUGGAAGCAUGAAGGGCUUCGAGGCUUGUACCAAGGGGUGACUCCAAACAUGGUGGGAGCAGGGGCCUCCUGGGGACUUUACUUCUUCUUUUACAAUGCCAUCAAAGCUUAUAAGAAGGAGGGGAAGAUGGAAAGUCUCAGUGCGAGCGAACACCUGGUGUCAGCUGCAGAGGCUGGAGCCAUGACCCUCUGCAUCACAAACCCAAUAUGGGUAACUAAGACUCGACUUGUGCUGCAGUAUAACGCUGGCGUGGAUCCAUCCAAGCGGCAGUACAGAGGAAUGUUUGAUGCUCUUAUAAAGAUAUACAAGACAGAGGGCAUACGUGGCUUAUAUAAGGGAUUUGUGCCUGGCCUGUUUGGAACAUCACAUGGAGCACUUCAGUUCAUGGCCUACGAGGAUUUGAAAGAGAGAUACAACAAGUAUAGAAACAGAGUAUCAGAUACAAAAUUGAACACUGUGGAAUACAUAAUGAUGGCAGCUGUAUCCAAAAUAUUUGCUGUGGUAGCAACAUAUCCCUAUCAAGUUGUGCGAGCUCGUCUUCAAGACCAGCAUAACACAUAUUCCGGGGUGUUGGACGUGAUCCGCAGGACGUGGAGGAAAGAAGGUGUUCAUGGAUUUUACAAAGGAAUUAUACCUAAUGUAAUCAGAGUGACUCCUGCCUGCUGUAUUACCUUUGUAGUUUAUGAAAAUGUGUCUGGCUUUUUACUUGGUUUUAGGAAAGAAAAUAAUUAAAGGAAAGAAUGUAGAGACAAUAAACCCUGCCAACAUCUCUCCUGCUGAAUGCUCCUGCAUUGCUGCCUUCCUCUCUGAGUCAGCUGUGCCUGCUUGAGGCAGAUGUCUGCAACUGUGAAAUAAGAGUGCUGUGACUGGGUGAAGGCAGCUGCACAGCAAUCCAUUCAUUCUGGCCUGCCUGGAAUAACCCACUAAGCAGUUUCAACAAGUCUCAAGAUAACAGUUGGUGAGAUUCUGCUCCUGCACAAGUGGAAAACUUCAUAUGAAAACAGCCUGGGGGCCUGUCAAAACUUUCACAAAUCUCUGAGUCUCAUUAAAACAAGGAAUGUCAUCUGAAUCCACCUCUGUGUUAUUCAUCAGAUUUUAGGAUAUGGAAUGCUCCAGACUCCAUUGUUCAUCCAACACAAAAAUGCUGCCUCAGUGGGGUGCAGUUUGGAAACUGAAAUUGUUUUUUUAAAACAGCUGUCCGUUCUUGGGUUUGAAUAAUUUCAAGUCUGGGGAAGCUCAGUUCUUGUCUCAUACCAGGCCAGACUUGCACUGUGGUUUUUGACUUGGGUUUAGCAGCAGACUGAUGUGCUAAAAGUGCAUGCAUUGCUGGCCACUUAAUUCAUUUUCUCUCUUUCAUUCUCUCUCCAUCUCCCUCUGUGCCAGAGUCUGUCUCCAUUAAUGAUACAGCUGACCAAAUAUUACUAACAAAAUGAAUAUUUGAAAGUGGGCUUACAUUUUAAAGAUGAGGAUUUUUUUCUAGUAAUCCCAUAGUGGUGCAGUGUUCAAGCCAGUGUAGUAACCAAUAGGACCACAUUUACUUUGUUAUAUUCUCUGGAAAAAAAAAGUGUUUCUAGUCUAAAACAAUCCUGUGCACAGGACUUUCUUAAAAAAAAAAAAAAAACAGAACAAUCUGUUAAUGUCUUCUGAUUUGGUUUAAGGAAAAGGUUGUUAAUAUAUUGAUUGCUAAUUUACUGAGAAAUUAAAUUCCCUUCUCAGUAAAUUUGUAUAAUAAUAAUUAUGAGUUUUUUCCACACCAAUAAUUGCCGUCAAGGAUAUGUACUUUUUAGAGUUCUGAGUUUGGUGGGUUUGGGUUUUUUACUUCUUUAAGAAAAGACAUUACUGACCCUAACAUCUGCCUCUUGCUGUUGGUAAGAAGAUAUUAAGUAUCUAGUAUAUAUAAUUUAACUAGGAAAUAAGUUAGCAAAGGCUAUCCAACAGUUAGGGAGAAAUCAUCAGUUUCCUAGGGAGCAGAAUAAUCACUUUGAGAAGUUUCCUGUUUACCAGACUAACCUAAAGCAGAAAGAACCAUUUUUAAUAAAUAUUUAACAGAGUAGGGACUUAGUUUAAAUUGUAACCUAAAAACUGGAAAGCUAUUUUGGAUCUUCUUUCUUGGAUCCACUUGCUUGUUUUUGUAGCUACUGUUGCCACAUACCACAUUUUGUGUAUAACUAAAUUUAUUAAUAAUUUACACUUUGUCUUCCACAAUCCCAUCUCCUCUACUGAUAGAGUUGAUAAUCUCAUUGGAAAGAAUAAUCUCAUCUGGGGCCAGCAUGGCUGGCUUUGGUUUUUAUUACGGAAGGUUCUGUGUGUAUUUAGCUGAAGAUAAAUUUACUGGAGUUUACCAUGUAAAUAAUGUAGAUCCAAACCAGCAGCCUCUGCCUUUGGAGGGUGCUUACUGGGCUUUGUGUGUUUUGUGGUACACAGAAUGAAUUUAAUGGAACACUGAGUUCACUCUACCACCCAGGGUCCAAAAUAUAUUGUGAAGACAUAUGAAAACAUCAUAAAAGAGAAAAAGCUGUGCAUGUACCACCCUGGGUUAGUGUUCUCUGGGUCCAGAACAGCUUCCUGUGCUUCAGGAUAACUGCAAGGGCAGGCUGUGAGCAUGUGCACAAUCACUCCCUGUGUGUGUUAGCUGACGUUCUGUAAGUUCACACCACAGCUCAGCUCAUAGUAACUUGUUUGUGUUCAGGUACCUUAAAACCAUCGUCCAAGCCAGUGAAAACAUUGCAGUUCUGCAGAGACAAAACACCAGCUGUGUAACUUGCUGGCUUGCAGCAAAUCUCCCACACCAUCUUGCAGUUGGGCAAGCCCAAGUGCUCCCCUCACUGCAGGUGUCCUCCCCUGGUAUCUGCAACAACAGCUACAGGCAAGAGCUACCCAUGUGAGAGGUGCCUGGGGAAAUCUUACAGCUUGUUCAGAAAAGAAAAUUAGAUUUAAUUAUAAAUAGCUGAAAUAAAUUCAUUAUCUCAGAUUUAAUGGGGUUUUUUUCCUUUUAAUUUCUAGGAAGAGUGGAGAUUUUUGCAUGUUGUACAUGCUUUUCAUGAGUUCUUUAUUUCAUUAAUGUAAAAUUGGUUUUGUAAUACAAACAUGACUGUUGUUUCUCUUUAGAAUGUGUGCAGUUUUAAAAAAUAUUUGAGUAUGUCACUUGCAGCCUUUGGAAGAAAAUAUUUAAAACACUGAAGCUUGUGGUCUGUUGGCAUGAUCAGUGUUGUCACUUGACAAACAGCUGGGACAUCAUUGUUUCACUUUACAAGGUCAAUUUUGGAAAGCCUAGGCAUUUCAACCUGUGUUAUGUCUGUAUCUUCUAAACUGCUUAAUAUAUCUAGCUUUUAACCAAUACCAAAGUGAUUCUGUAUAACUGAAAGGCUAAAUCCAGGAGAAUUAUUUUAUUGGAGCAAUGAAAUUAAGUGUUGUAACUGUAAAAUUAUUUAGUGUCUGCAUCUUAGUAGUGGAGACCAGUCAUAGAUAUUAGACUGAAAUCCAGCCUAUUGAGAAGCAAGAGAGGGAAGAAGAGCUCUGACAGUCUGGUUUUGCUCAGUUGUUCAUGAUGAGCUAUUUAACACUUACCAUGUUGUCUGACAGUUAAGUCACCAGGAGUUCCUUGAGACAAGACUGUAACAGCAGAGCAUCGUAUUCUGCAGUGAAGUGUACAGGAGUGCAUUUAAUCUUUGUUUUCUGAAGGCUAAAGCCUGAUUUUACUUUCUUAGAACUUUAUCUGUAAAGCCUUCUAAAAAAAUCGUGUAUCAUAACACCAUGUAAAAUACCUUAAAACAGAUUAAUGUUCAAUAAAAUAACCUGGCUUUCUUUUUUGUAAAA
Messenger RNA from Passer montanus (Eurasian tree sparrow), 4045 nucleotides. RefSeq names its product solute carrier family 25 member 32 (gene SLC25A32). Gene Ontology annotation, cellular component: mitochondrial membrane; mitochondrion. NCBI's taxonomy places the organism in Eukaryota, Metazoa, Chordata, Aves, Passeriformes, Passeridae. The transcript is spliced from 8 exons. The coding region runs from base 101 to 961 and encodes 286 amino acids. The record is from RefSeq and is a predicted model, not a curated record. Gene Ontology annotation, molecular function: FAD transmembrane transporter activity; folic acid transmembrane transporter activity. Gene Ontology annotation, biological process: nucleotide transport; mitochondrial transport; folate import into mitochondrion.